This is a messenger RNA of Colletotrichum spaethianum, 366 nucleotides long. RefSeq lists its product as uncharacterized. The record is from RefSeq and is a predicted model, not a curated record. The coding region runs from base 1 to 366 and encodes 121 amino acids. Lineage: Eukaryota; Fungi; Ascomycota; Sordariomycetes; Glomerellales; Glomerellaceae. The transcript has a single exon.
AUGGCGCCUUUUGUCGGGAGGGUUCCUGGGAGUUUGUCUGGGGUUAAGGGGAAGCUCGCCGGGUCCCGGGCGAAGAAGAGCGAGAAGAGGUUGAAGAUGAUGAAGGUUGAUGAAGAGGAGGGGUGGAAGGGGGCUGGCGCCGGGGAGUGGGUCAGUGCUGGAUACGGCGGCGACGGAAUGGUGUGGGCGUGGCUCUGCGGAACGGCGCUGGCCGUCAUGAUUUCUGGCAAGGAGGGCGUUGCUCUGGAAAAGGGGGUCGGGUUUCCUGGGGGCAAGUUGGAGGAGUGGUUUCCCAAGGAGUUGCUGAUCACGGAGGCGAGGGUGAAGAGGGCUGAUAUGAGCAACUUGGUGGAUGAGAUUUUGUAA